CCUCUCUAAGGGCCGCGAGGCAGAGAGAGCGAGGGAGCGUUACGACAAAGCCACGUCGAGGCUCCAUAACCUCCACAACGUGUACGUGCUAGCCGUGUGCGGCGCUCGCUCCCAGCAGGAAGAGCAUCAGCGCCGCGCUGCUCCUGCUCUGUUGGACGCUCUGCAGAGGAUGCAGGAGGACAUGACCAGAGCUCUUAAGAGUAUUCUGCAGGAGUACUGUGAGAUCAGCAGUCUUCUGACGGAGGAGAUAGUGAAGGUUCAUCAGGAGAUUUCAGCGUCGGUGGAUCAGAUCGAUCCUCUGUCGGAGUACGAACACUUCAUCGAGUCCUACAGGUCUCCAGAGACCCCCGAGGCCAGCGUGGAGUUCGACGCGUCCCUUUUGGACGAGACGGACAACCUGCCGGCCAAUGAGAUCCUCUGGAACACGCUGACCGCAGACAGCCUGCAGGCCAUGUUGUCGUCGGCGACGGACGAGCUGUCGCUGACUCAGCAGAAUCUGAGGACCAAGGAGGCGCUCGCUGAUGACCUGGAUGCUAAAAUCCAGACCAGCGAGCAGAGCUCAGAGAAGAAGAGCGACUGUGUUUUGCUGCUCAGUCAGAAACUGUCCCUGCUGGAGCUUCAUCACGUCGUCCAAUCACUGCAGAGCUCUGAAACUCGACUCGCCUCCCAGAAGGCUUUGCUGGACGCCAAGAUGGCCGCCGCCACCUCGCCGCCCCCACCACCUCCUGCCCCCGCCCCCCCCUACGAGGACGAUACUCGCUCUCUGGGAUCCACUGUAAACACACACACACACACACACACCCACGCACUCACACACAUAUACAGCAGGGUUGCCAACUUUGGGUACCUGGCUGGAGUGAGAUUUUGAUAUCAUGGGUUUAAUUGCACAUUUGCGUUGCUUUGCGUUAGUUGAUCUAGGAGAAGACACAGUUAGUUUGUUUAUGUUUGACAGUUUCUGCAGAGGUGUCAGACUCUUCAUUUUUAUGUAUUAUGUUUGUUUUUCAUAUCUUUUGGGUAGUUUUAUAUUUGUGUUGGUCGUUUAGCAUUGCUUUGUUGACAUGUUGCAUCUGCUGUUAGUAAUUGCACAUAUGCGCAAUAAAUGACUGCUAUCGUGUCAGCAACGGGACUUUAGCACAUAUAGGAUAUAUA
Notothenia coriiceps (black rockcod) is the source of this 1149-nucleotide messenger RNA. RefSeq names its product tyrosine-protein kinase Fer-like. NCBI's taxonomy places the organism in Eukaryota, Metazoa, Chordata, Actinopteri, Perciformes, Nototheniidae. The coding region runs from base 170 to 868 and encodes 232 amino acids. The record is from RefSeq and is a predicted model, not a curated record. The transcript has 7 exons.